UGCUGGUGACAGCAAAAAUGACCCACCAAUGGAAGCUGCUGGCUUCACUGCUCAGGUGAUUAUCCUGAACCACCCAGGCCAAAUUAGUGCUGGCUAUGCUCCUGUACUAGAUUGUCACACAGCUCACAUAGCAUGCAAGUUUGCUGAGCUUAAAGAAAAGAUUGAUCGUCGUUCUGGCAAGAAGCUGGAAGAUGGCCCGAAAUUCUUGAAGUCUGGUGAUGCAGCCAUUGUUGAUAUGGUUCCCGGGAAGCCCAUGUGUGUCGAGAGCUUCUCUGACUAUCCUCCACUGGGUCGUUUUGCUGUUCGUGACAUGAGGCAGACAGUUGCUGUGGGUGUCAUCAAAGCUGUGGACAAGAAGGCUGCUGGAGCUGGCAAGGUCACCAAGUCUGCCCAGAAAGCUCAGAAGGCUAAAUGAAUAUUAUCCCUAACACCUGCCACCCCAGUCUUAAUCAGUGGUGGAAGAACGGUCUCAGAACUGUUUGUCUCAAUUGGCCAUUUAAGUUUAAUAA
Molecule: messenger RNA, 509 nt
Organism: Microtus oregoni (creeping vole)
Lineage: Eukaryota; Metazoa; Chordata; Mammalia; Rodentia; Cricetidae
Product: elongation factor 1-alpha 1-like
Exons: 1
Coding region: 29-415 (128 amino acids)
Source: RefSeq, a predicted model, not a curated record